This is a messenger RNA of Bombus pascuorum, 2553 nucleotides long. Its product is annotated as sodium/potassium-transporting ATPase subunit beta-2-like. Lineage: Eukaryota; Metazoa; Arthropoda; Insecta; Hymenoptera; Apidae. The record is from RefSeq and is a predicted model, not a curated record. Gene Ontology annotation, biological process: intracellular potassium ion homeostasis; sodium ion export across plasma membrane; intracellular sodium ion homeostasis. The coding region runs from base 264 to 1232 and encodes 322 amino acids. The transcript is spliced from 6 exons. Gene Ontology annotation, cellular component: sodium:potassium-exchanging ATPase complex. Gene Ontology annotation, molecular function: ATPase activator activity.
GAGAAGAAGCCUGCACGGAUGAAGCGUGUUUAGUCAACCUGGUGGCGCUGGACAACCAACUGUCGGCGGCGGAGAAACUGUUAGCCGACUUCGAGGAACUCACGGUUUCGGUGUAGCGAAUCUACAGUGCUGUUGGUCGUGUUGUUCCACAUACAACUGUGGAUUGUUUGUCGUGCGUUCAUCAUACCAGAAUCGCGAAGAAAAUCUCAAUACGUGGUUAGUGCGUAACUUUCUAGUAGAGAAAAAAUUCAUUUGAAAACACGAUGGUCAGCAAGGAUUCAAAAAUGGUCACCCCGGAGAUGGCAAAUCCCUAUCUGAGACCGCCGAGCAUGUCAACCAGCCAGUCAUUAAAAACCUUUAUUUACAACCGUGAGACCGGUGCCUUUUUCGGCAGAACAGCCAGUAGCUGGGGUAAAAUAGGAUUAUUCUAUUUGACAUUCUACGGGGUACUGGCUGCAUUGGUUGCAAUUUGCUUCUGGGGUUUCUUUCAAACGUUAGAUCCAAGGAUACCGAGGUGGCAAUUAGAACGUUCAAUAAUAGGAACAAAUCCUGGAUUAGGAUUUAGGCCACAGCCACCGCUCGAAAAUGUAGAAAGUACCUUAAUUUGGUACAGAGGAACCGAUAGCGAGAACUUUAAAUUCUGGGUUGAUUCUCUAGAAUCAUUUCUGAAAGAUUACAUAACACCAGGUUCAGUUCCCGGUCUUGGUGCGAAUAUUAAUAAAUGUGAUUACAAUCAACCGCCACCUCCUGGUAAAGUCUGUGAUGUUGAUGUUAAAAACUGGUAUCCUUGUACGAAAGAAAACAAGUAUAAUUAUCAUAAAUCUGCACCAUGUAUAUUCUUAAAGCUUAAUAAGAUAUACGCUUGGAGACCGGAAUUCUACAAUGAUACCAAUUCGUUACCAUCGAACAUGCCUGUCGAUCUCAAAGAGCAUAUCACCGGAUUAAAGAAUACUCGUCACCUUGACACGAUUUGGGUAUCUUGCGAAGGAGAGAAUCCUGCAGAUCAAGAAAAUAUAGGACCAAUUGAAUAUAUCCCACGAAGAGGAUUUCCCGGUUACUUUUAUCCUUUUGAAAACUCAGAGGGUUACCUCAGUCCGCUGGUAGCUAUACACUUCGUCCGACCUCGCACUGGGAUUUUAAUAAACGUAGAGUGCAAGGCGUGGGCGAAAAACAUAAAACACAGCCGUCACGACAAAAUAGGUGUGGUCCAUUUCGAAAUGAUGAUAGAUUAAUGUCCCCUAAGUACAUCUCUCUGGUCUCUCCUUUGUUAGCGUACAGAAAUGCAAUGCGAAUCUCAUGUUUUUUUAUUCUUCCACAUAGUUGAACAUUUUUCAAACGACUCUAGAAGCCGUCAGAAAUCGAUGACCGCUGCCAAAGUGUGGAAGAAAUUUUUGUCAAGUACAAAGUUGAAAGGACUUUUGAUGUUUGCACUAUCGAAAGUCUAAUUUCUAUUCAAUUUCUACAUACCGAGAAAAAGAUGUAAAAUUCCAAAUCAUUUUACGACUUUAUACUUCUCGUUUGGUUUAGCAGGAUAAAGAAUUUACGAGAAACUAUACGACUAAAAUAAUGUUUAUUUCGUUCAGGAUAUUAAAAAUAAUGUAUUUAUGAAGAAGGAACGAAGUAUAUUUAUUAUAUAUGAAAAUAAGCUUCUUCUAUCGAUAAAUAAUGAUUAUGUGUUCUAAAGUUAUGUUUUAAUAAUGAAUAUAGACAAUCGUUCUUUACUUAGUGCUAAACCCGAGUAUAAUAUAUCAUUUCUAUGUUAUAUUUUCAGUUGUAUAAUUAAGUUGUGAUUAAUCAAUACGAAUGUUGGCUUACUUCAGAUUUUAAUUUAAUUUCAACCUACUUGCAUUAGUUUUGGUUUAAAUAAUUUUUGUCAAUUGAAUCUCAUGGAAGAUUUGUGUUAUAUCUAGAAUAUUAAUGAUAAAUAUUUGAUGUUUUAAAAGAGAUGAAUAUAUAUGCCUUAAAUUGUUAACAUAUUGAAUGGAAACUAACUGCUUAAGAAACUAUAUUUAGGCUGCUAUAUAGAUAUUAUUUUGGAGAUUUUUUGUCGCGAAAAUUCACAUCUACUAAUAUCUCUUGAGAAUAGAUCUCUUAAAUAAAAUAACAAAGAUAAUAUAUAUAUAUAUAUAUAUAUAUAUAUAUAUAUAUAUAUAUAUUAUCUUUGUAAAUAUAUACAUAUAUAUAUUUUUCGCUUCUGAAAUAUGUAAAUGUAUUAUAUGUAUACAUAUAUUUUUAUAGAUAAGACUUUUUUCUUUGAACUACAGAUUUUUGUCAUCUAUUUGAAUGAUAUUAAACACUUACUAAAAACAAUUUUUGGAAAGAGAAGACUUUAAUAUAUGUUUAUUGAUAGCAACAAGUUAUAUAAACAAAACUAUAUACCUAUAUGACAAACAUGAAAUUUUACUCAAUCUUAUUUCAAUCUUAGUUAAUGUCAAUAUUUUUAUGUUUGUAAUUCAUGCAAUGCGACUAUUUAAAUUUAUUACUGCAUUUAUUGUUCAAUAUUAAAAUGAGUUAAUAAACUAUUGCCAUAGACAUUCUAAUCGUGACAGAUUA